AUGGCUAUUGGACACGGAUCUGAUUGCAAGAUUUGGAGUUGGAUAUUGUUCAUUUCUUACUUUCUUUCUUCAUUUUAUGUAUAUUCUCUUUCAAACAAUUAUUUGUUCGUGGGCAAACUUUCUUUAUUUUUCGUAGUUUUAGUUUCCUUAUCAUCACACGGUCUGCUUAUGUCAUCAGUGAAGUUAAUGUUUGCGAGGGAUUUUAUAUUUCUUGAUCAUAAACCACAAUCUCGAUUCUAUGCAUUUUCAACGGGCUGUUUCACUUCAGGGAUACUAGUGAAUAUUUUAAUAAAACUGAGCACUGGGAAGAUUUUUUCAUAUUCCGAUAGCCAAAAUACCCUAAAAAUGUACAAUAGACUCUUUAUAUCAUUCACCUUGAUAGCAUUAAUUUGUUCGUUCCUCACAUCUACGCUUAAAUCCAUAGAAAUGAAGGAUGAAGAUCUCAUUAGCAGUGGCCCUCCACCGCUUACUAAACCAACAUUUGUUGGAAACACCUGGAUUUUUUCAAUUGCCUGUUUUUGUUGGUCCAUGUGCCCGAUGUUAAAUAAUCUAACCUUACCAGUUAUGCAUUCAGUUAAGCGAGAAGUUUCUUUCAGGCUGGAGUAUUAUCAAUUUUUGGUUUCAGUUAUAGUCUCUGCUUUAUUUUACCUGUUUGACAGUUUCGAUGUUCUGUCAUUUAAGAAAAGAGGAUACACGUACAAUUCACUGUAUAGGUCGAUUUGUACCAUGAUGAAGUAUAGACCGGAAGUUCCCCUAAGCCCCAAAGUAAAAAAACACCAAGACGUUCGAGAAGAUGUGAAUGCUUUAUCCAAAUCGUUGAGUGUUAGACUCUUUAGGGAUGUCCAGGCUUGGCAGUCACUUCCAUAUGGAUAUUGGUGUGAAUGGGAGGAAUACGACAAUUUUGAUAUUAAUCGCCUUCUGAAUGCAUUGACAAUUUAUUGCACUAUCACAGAUAUUAGAGAUGAGGAGCCCUUUAACCCGGAUGAGUACUUUAAGCUUGGCUGUACCCGCCUUACUCACCCAAAAGAACAUUACAAAACAAUUAAAAAAAACAAGUACAUUUUAUUAUGGCUAAUUUGUUCACUUGUUAACUAUUUAAAUGUAUUAAGUUCCAAGUUGGAUGAUAUUUUUAAAUCCUGUACUUCUCCAUCUGUAUGCUGUUUAUCAGUAAUCAUUUUCGUAUGUUGUUGCUGUAAACCAAAAUGUACUUUAAAUAUUCUUGCCUGUAGCGGAACUUGCUGUUGCAGUAAAGAAAUUUGCGAUGAAAUUAAAAAUUACAUGAAGAAUGCGAUUACAGCAACUGUUGAGGACUGUAAUGCACUACUUUACGACAUCAACACCUGUCCUUUAUUAUUAGAUAGCUUGGACGACGUAGAUUAUGACCAGAUGCUAGAUUCUCUUUCUAUAUUAGAGGAAUUCCUAAUGAGAUUUAUUAUUUGUAUGAUUUAUGGCAGACUUAUUGACGAGUAUUUGAUACUUCACAAAUAUAUGAAGUGCAUUUGUGAUAGACUAAGAAUUGUUUGCAGUAAAUUCAGGGAAGGCUGUAACUGUGAACACAAACGAGAACCAGAAAAACCUGAUGAUAAACCUAUUAAAUGUAGUUGUACUAUGUACUGCAAGAUGAUCAGAUGUAUUAGUACCUUACAUUUAAAGCAGAAGAAAGUUUCUGAUAUAUUCAGAGGCAAUAACCUCGAGAAUAUUAUUGACGUAAUGCCUCCAAUGUCGAUUUCUAGAGCAAUUAUACUCCUGGCUUCAUUUUUUGGAGAGUUCAUGUGUUCGGAUUUUCUACAAGAAAAGGCAACCUGUAAGUGUACAGAAGAUUUGAAAAAUUGUUGUUGCAUAGGACAGUCGACGUGUUUUUGUUGCAGAUAUAACUCGAGAGUUGAUGAUAUAUUGACUCUCAUUGAAUUGGCCAUUCAAACUCCGACAGAUUCUGAUUCUAUAUUGGCAAAUGUGAUAUCAGUUCUAGCUAGUUUUUCAUCAUUCAAAUAUCCAUCAAUGUUUCACGAUGGCAUAUAUUAUAUUGAGGGAAUACCCCCGUCUGUUGACUCUGGUACUCAACCUUCCGAGGCUAACGUCUUAACAGUGUUUGCAGGAAUAUAUUCACAAUUUUCCAAUCUAAUGAAUAGCUUGUUACCACCAGGCCAUAUAAGAUCGAGUUCUUGUUCCUUUUGUUUAAACGAGGCUGGAUUAUGCCAAUGUUUGAGGAAUUUACUAUCCGAUAUGAGAGAAGUUUGUUGUAUGAUUGAUAAAAUAACUAAUGAGAUUGGUACAUCGAAUGUUUCUGUUUGUUUCAUUGUUGACUAUAAUAAAUUAGACUGUUACUACAAAAGGUUAAAUUGCUCAGCUCAAAAAUUAAAAAAUUGUUCUGAAUCUGUCAGUAAAUGCUGUGGAACUGGUGUUGGCACAAACGGUUGUACUAAUGGAGAAAAGCUUGGUGAAUUUAUUAAAUGUUUAUGUGAUUCUGUAUCUACUACUGCUGAUCUCGUUACUGAAUUGAACGAACAAUCUAAAAAAAGUAUUAAAGCACUUAGCGAAUCUUUGAAACCCCAAUUGAAUGAAUUGAAUUCAAAGAAUAUUAAUAUGUACAAGUCAAUUAGAGGAACAAGAAUGGGCAUGCUGAUUAAGCCAAGUAAAUCCCUUUCUAAGAUGAUCACAUAUUACAAAAAGACAAUUAUAGGAAGAGUGUCAGAUUACAAGAGGUGGGAGUUCUACCUAUUUUUCCUGUCAACAUUCGUUUGUUUAUUUUUAAUUUAUCUUUCAAGGCUGAUGCCGUAUUUGAGGAAUAUUCCCAACAAGACUAAAUUUAUGUAUAUAAUUAUAAUUUAUUCCUUUGUCACAUCAUACUUCUUUAACUCCUCGUUUGGAUUCCUAUCAACCUUCGACAGCGACAGUGCUUUUUAUAUAUCGCUGGCCAUUGUGCUUGGAAUUAUCCUGUCGAUUGUAUAUUCAUGGUUGACACAAUGGUUUAAUUAUCGAAUGUUUCUGUACGAGCAGUUUGUGGAUUUGUACUCGAGGUUCAGAUUACUGUUUCCAGGCUCCAAGUACCUUAAUUCGCCGACACUAUUCUGGUGGAUUGAGGGGUUCGUGUCCUUCAUAAAGAUGGAUAUGCUUUCAAUGUAUAAUAUGUUCACAAUAUCAAAGGAGAAGGACAUAUACCACCCGUUUAACUUCGGUUUUACGUCAAAACUAAAUAUAGAAUACAACUUGGUCGAGUCGAAUUCACACAUUUACACAGAGGAGCAGUGCUUGGAAAAUAUCAAGUCCUCAGUUUUUGACAAAAAGGUUCUUGAGCUUCAAGCUCUCUUAGAUUACAGAUCCUUUUACCAUCUCCACCACACAGACUACUCAUUUAUGGUGAUAACUUCCCAGAAUAAAGUUAAUUACCCAAUUGACUUACUUUACCAUGCCUGGUGUCUGGGUUCCAGGGUGUCUGAGUUCACUGACAGGUUACAUCGCCUGAGAGAAUGUGCAAUUAAGGCGAUUGAAAAGGAGGUUCAACUCCAGGCCCAGACAAAUGCUUAUGACCUGGGCUCCAUAAACAAGUUGAAGUACUUCUUUGAAUUCCAAAAUAAAUGCUUGCUAGAAGCCCCAAAACUGUCACUAAUUGAUUCAAGUAAUAGAACACACAAGCAUUUCCUUACAGUACAAGCUAGAAAGUUAGUUAAAUUGUACCAAAAGUCAUAUUCUGAUAAGUGGAAGGUGUACUUCCAAACACUAUACUCAAAAGAGUUCGUAGAUCCUGAGGCUUCAACCAGUACCCAAAAGCCUAGAAGUAAGAGGGAUGGGAGAAAGAUUUCGCUUCCUGAUAUAUUUCAAAAAAUGCCAAUGGAGGUAUUUUUGAAGUCAUAUCAUGAUUGGAGAUCCAAGAAGCUGAGAAACUGCGAUACUGUUUUUGGCCACAACGACCUUUGCAAAGUUAUAGUGACUAAAACAUGUGAGGAGUUUGAAAAAGUAGCUUUUGCGCACAACGAAGUCCCAGAGGUCAUGAAUGAGUUCGUAAAGUUUGCUUUAACUUCGUUUACAGUGAAAGAUACACCUGCAAACUUUGAAAUAAUUAAACUUUUGUCAAAACAGAGCAAGUUUACAGAAAGUAAGGAUGUGAGAUCAAUACUGGAUAAGAUAUCAGAAUUAAUCAGAUCUCACACUUUCGGUGUUAGAUCUUCAGUUAUAAAAGAUCUUCUAAGCAUUUGUAAGAACAUUGACAUGGAAAAGACCAUGAUAUAUAAUGUUUUCAACUAUGACAGGUUCCUAAUAGGAGAGUGGAUCCGUUGGCAAGGACUUCACAUAUCUGGUGAUUUGGUAAAUAUGCUAAGAGUUAUUAAUGUUUUAAAUGAUUAA
Messenger RNA from Theileria parva strain Muguga, 4341 nucleotides. RefSeq names its product putative integral membrane protein. The transcript has a single exon. Lineage: Eukaryota; Apicomplexa; Aconoidasida; Piroplasmida; Theileriidae. The record is from RefSeq and is a predicted model, not a curated record. Bases 1 to 4341 code for a protein of 1446 amino acids.